UACUUUCCGAAUACACUGUAUACUGGCACUAGGCCAGCGUGUUAAUGUUGAACCCUGGCGGGUUAGGGUUAUAGACUGUAGGUGAGUUACUGAACCUGAGAGAUGAGACAAAUUUAGAGCCUGUUGCUUGGCAACGCUUUCCCCACAGAGUACUGUGACCGAACCUACGGUACAUACCCCAGCAUUAGAGAUACCACCCCUAACCUAAUAAAAGGUGGUGGUGUUUCUUUUUCUGGCUGGUGUUUCAGGUAGGGUGAACUGGACACAGAGGAAUCUAGUGAAUAACUUUGCACUCUCUCUCUGUCAAUGGUAUGAGAUGUUAGAAUAAAGCCUGUAUGUUUAUGUAGCAGGGGCCGUUUAUUAAAUUAAGUGAGUGGCGUCUAUGUAUACACAUUUUUCAUUAGCCAUUAAAAUUUUCUUUAACUUUGACUAAGUCAUUCCAGUUUCACAUGAAAUUGGUGGCAGUGUCGGGAUUUGAUUAUAAUAUAAUACAUUUUUUGAUUGAUUGGAACUGUAUCUUAUGUGUUUUUCUAUUAAUUCUCUUCCCUCUUUCAGGUCUCUCCGCCCCUCAGAUGGAGAACCAUACAUACAAUGAGCAUGUUCUCCUUCUAGAGGGGUUAAACGUCACCCACCAGUCCUCCUACCCUGCCUUCUUCCUCCUCCUUGUUAUCUACAUCUUCACAAUGGUGGCCAAUAUCGGCCUCACAGUGCUAAUCUGCAUGGAAAGGAGCCUGCACCAGCCCAUGUACAUCCUCCUUUGCAACAUGUCUUUCAAUGAUGCUCUCAGUAUCACCACCUUCAUACCUCGAGUGCUGAGUGAUAUUUUCAAAGCAAGUGCAGAAAGAUAUAUUACCUAUGUUGAGUGUGCCAUACAAGCAUUCUGCGGUCACAUGUUUGCUACGACCGGACAUACAAUACUAAUGAUCAUGGCUUUUGACAGGUAUAUGGCCAUCUGCAACCCUUUGCGAUAUGCCUCCAUCAUGAACAACAAAAUGCUGGUAAAACUGUGUGUGUUUGCCUGGGGUGUGGCAUUUCUCUUUGUGGCGGUCCUUAUAGGUCUCUCUGUCCGCUUAUCACGCUGCCGGUCAAAAGUUUUCAACCCUUUCUGCGACAACGCUUCGUUGUUCAUGCUCUCCUGUGAGAGUGUGUUUAUAAAUGACAUAUACGGACUCUUUUUCACUGCGCUCUUUUUAAUCGCCUCCAUUGUGAGUGUGUCUCUGACAUACAUUAGGAUCACCAUGGUGUGUGUGAGGAGUAAGAGCAAGUCGUUGAACAGCAAAGCCCUGAACACUUGCUUCACACACCUGGCUGUAUACCUCAUUAUGCUGAUGACAGGUUUCAUCAUUGUCUUUCUUCAUCGGUACCCACAGUGGUCAAAUCACAGGAAAGUGGCAUCCAUUAUAUUUUCUCUGGUUGCUCCUUGUCUUAACCCAAUUAUCUAUGGGCUUCAGUCCAAAGAGAUUUACAAAGUGGUAAAGAAUAUGUUCCAGUCCAAGAUUAUGUCUCUUCGAUUGUAAUAUACUUUUUAAUGUGUAAAAGUGAAUAAAAAGUGUUUGUCCCUAUUGAAAUGCCCCACUAGUAAUGCUGUCUUUGUAAACUCGGGUCAAUGUUAAUAAGGAUCACCUUUUUUUCAAUUUUUGCCUAAAAUGACAUACCCAAAUCUAACUGCCUGUAGCUCAGGACCUGAAGCAAGGAUAUGCAUAUUCCUGAUACCAUUUGAAAGGAAACACUUUGAAGUUUGUGGAAAUGUGAAAUCAAUGUAGGAGAAUAUAUCACAUUAGAUCUGGUAAAAGAAAAUACAAACAAAAAAACAUGAAUUAGUUGAAUACAUUUUUUGUUAUAUCAUUUUUGAAAUGCAAGAGAAAGGCCAUAAUAAAAACAUUCAGUUUAGACGCAAUUUAGAUUUUGGCCACUAGAUGUCAGCAGUGUAUGUGCAAAGUUUCAGACCGAUCCAGUGAAGCGUUGCAAUACAUCAGAAAAUGUUGUAUCAAGUCUGCGCAAAUGUGUCGAAUUGGUCAAUUGAUACAUUUCCAAGUACAUAACUAUAGCGAACAUACAACAAUGAUAUGGUAAUAAAACAUUUUCCGUUUACACACUCCCAGGAAGGUUCUACAUGAUGGAAAAUUAGCUUCCUACAGAAAAGACACUAAUCUUCACACGGUGUGGGGCCAGAAACAGCAGGGGUGUUACAUCUGCUCCUGCCACGCCCUCUACUUCUCAUCCUGGACCCCCUAACCUGCCACCACUCCCCCAGUGCGCGCUCUCUCUCUCUCUCUCUCUCUCUCUAUGUGAUUGUGUGAGUGGAAACAGGUGUGCUGGAAGCAGAGCAGAUUCCCACCAGCUGCAACCUGUUCCAUAAUCAAGAACCCUACAAACUCAGCCCUGCCACGUCCACGCUGCCAGAUCGUAGCCUCUACUCAGUCAUUCUGCAUUUCUAGCUGUUUGUUCCUGCAUAGAUUUUGUUAUUCUGUUGUGCCUGUUUUCCCUAGACUCACGUACAGUCCCGUCUACUCUGACUCUGGUACCUGUCUCCAGUCCCUCGUCUCCUCAGUCCUGCUUUUCUGCCCUGGAUCCCCGCUACUGGAAUUAGGGUCUCUCUACUGCUUCAUUGGAUUCCGCUCCAGACCUGCUUACCCGGUUCCUAAUCUCCUUGCCCUCAGCCUCAGUCCGGAUUCCCUACUACCUGCCCUAGAUUCUCCUGGACUGCACCCCAUCUCCUCUCCCGCUUUUCAAUAAAUACAUUGGU
Molecule: messenger RNA, 2746 nt
Organism: Oncorhynchus nerka (sockeye salmon)
Lineage: Eukaryota; Metazoa; Chordata; Actinopteri; Salmoniformes; Salmonidae
Product: olfactory receptor-like protein COR4
Exons: 1
Coding region: 450-1517 (355 amino acids)
Biological process (GO): detection of chemical stimulus involved in sensory perception of smell; G protein-coupled receptor signaling pathway
Cellular component (GO): membrane
Molecular function (GO): olfactory receptor activity; G protein-coupled receptor activity; odorant binding
Source: RefSeq, a predicted model, not a curated record